This is a messenger RNA of Aphanomyces astaci, 282 nucleotides long. RefSeq lists its product as hypothetical. The transcript has a single exon. Bases 1 to 282 code for a protein of 93 amino acids. The record is from RefSeq and is a predicted model, not a curated record. NCBI's taxonomy places the organism in Eukaryota, Oomycota, Saprolegniomycetes, Saprolegniales, Verrucalvaceae.
AUGCUUAUGUCGACUCGGGUUGCCGCUGCUGGAAAAUCAGGGAGCGAACCCAGCCCCGUCAAGAAGACAGCGAACACGUUUUACCUGCUUCUGCUUGCGCAUCGGCGGUUCCAGCACAGCUCGAAAUACCUCUCUGAAGUCGAGCAGGACGAAACGGGGAAGAUCGUCUUCUUGAUCGAACUGGUCCAGCUGUUCGAUAAAGCCACAGACCAAUGCAACGCGGACCGAGCAGCCAUUCAUGCCACGGUGACGGAGAAGGAGGCGGCGGCGUUAUUCAUCUGA